Messenger RNA from Trypanosoma theileri, 822 nucleotides. Its product is annotated as ribosome-associated protein. The record is from RefSeq and is a predicted model, not a curated record. Gene Ontology annotation, cellular component: mitochondrial large ribosomal subunit. The transcript has a single exon. NCBI's taxonomy places the organism in Eukaryota, Euglenozoa, Kinetoplastea, Trypanosomatida, Trypanosomatidae. The coding region runs from base 1 to 822 and encodes 273 amino acids. Gene Ontology annotation, biological process: mitochondrial translational termination. Gene Ontology annotation, molecular function: translation release factor activity.
AUGAGAGUAACUGGAAGGCCGAAGGGACUCUCCGGCAUUCUGACUAGUCGUAUGAGAGAUGAAUUUAACCAAAUUCUCUACUCACAGCGCGGCAUCCAUUCACCUUCUAUGAAUAUGUCACUCUUAUCAUCAUCACUCUGUGGUAAUACUAAUAUAAAUACUAUGAACAGUAAGACUAAGAGUAUUAUAUUACAUCAGACGAUAAACCUUUCACGUAUAAGUGUUAGAGCGUCUGACUCGAGUGCAAUGCGAUGGUGGUUUAGUAGACCUUCUCUUAAUGGAGCAAUAACACGACUUGGUGUAUGGACUCCUAAUUUAUCAAAUGCACUUUCAUCACAGUGUGCACGAUCCCAAAUAAGUUCAUUUAAAGAGGAGGGAUAUUACCGUCUUGCAAAACUAAAAGAUAUUCACAUAGAUGAGGAUUGUUAUAGUCUUCUCACUAUGCGUGGAAGUGGACCAGGUGGUCAAGGGACUAAUAGCAGCAGUAGUAAGGUGGAGUUACGUGUUAGUAUCUCAGCACUUAGUGAACACUUUGAUGAAGACUUAAUUCACAAACUUAAAGAUAAUGAACGUGGGAAGAGUCUUACUGCAGAUGAAUCACUGGUUAUUGUUUCAAGUCAUGAACACCGAAGUGUACAUCAAAAUAAGGAAGCUUGUUUACGUCGAUUAAGAGAAAUAAUUCAAAAGGCGUCGUGGGUGCCGCCAGUGGAGGCUGCUCCUAUUAAGCGGCCUACAUCUAUCGUUACAGCACGAAAAGUAGAACGAAGAAAAAAGGGAUCUAUGCAGAAAAUGCAGAGAGCAGCACGAAAAGGUAUGUGGUAG